Messenger RNA from Neolamprologus brichardi, 5303 nucleotides. The record is from RefSeq and is a predicted model, not a curated record. Lineage: Eukaryota; Metazoa; Chordata; Actinopteri; Cichliformes; Cichlidae.
GUUUGAGCCUCGAAAACCUGAAAAGGGAACAUGGAAAAGGAACUGUCAUCCGAGUCCUCUCCGUGGUUUUGUUGUUGGGAGACAGAGGUGCCUGACGGGAGACUGACUCCUCUUCAAGGAUCAUUACAAGAGCUGACCCCGCAGAUGAAAACAAUGUCUGACGAGACAGAACAGAGAAUGUGCGACGAGGAUUUCGGUUCGGACGAGGAAGGCGAGGAGGGAGACGUGGAGUCUUACCUGGAGGACAACAGCAGCGAGCUCAUGGACCGACUGAGAGAGCUGGAGGCAGAGAAUUCAGCUCUCGUGCUGGCCAAUGAGAGUCAGAGAGAAGCUUACGAGAGAUGCUUGGAUGAGGUUGCCAACCAUGUGGUCCAAGCUCUGCUGAAUCAAAAGGAUCUGAGGGAGGAGUGCAUCAAGCUGAAGAUGUUGGUGUUUGACCUGGAGAGACAGAACCGAGCGCUGUGCGAGCUUUUUCAGCAGAAACUACCCAACCACCCCACCGCUCACUACCAGGUUCAGGCGGGACCGCUCCCAGACUACAAUGCACAGCUGCACAAUGACUCGGCCAAACAGGUGGAGCCGGCACAGACUGAAGCACAAGCCAAGGGAAAUGGCUACCGCACACAACAUGCCUCGCCGGGCCCUCGUGGCCCCGCCGCCAACAUGGAGGCUCUGUCUCCCUUCUUCAAGAAGAAAGCACACAUCCUGGAAGUCCUGCGCAAGAUGGAGGAGACGGAUCCCCUCAAGUUCCACCCAUCCACGACGAGCUUGUCUUUCUGCGACUACAGCCAGGUGCUCAUGUCCACAGAGGCUGUUUUGGCUUCUGCGGACCCCCUCCCGCUGCAGUGCAAAUCCCACCACACACACUGCCACUGCUCCUGCUCGGACACAGACACACACCAGCAUGUGAAUGGUGACGGAGCAGUGAAGUGUGAGGGAGGGAACACCUGCUGUUUACACUGCAAGAGGAGCCCAGAGAGCCCUCCAAAGCCAUGCAACCAUGUCUGUAGUCCUUCAAAAGCCACCCAGAGCCAUAUAGUUCCUGCAGCUGCUAUGAGUGAAUGUCACAGUAAGACCAGAGCGGGAGAGUCUAAACAGAGCACCAAGAAUGAAGCCAACCAGCAACCAGCGGGCGCCGCCGCCCACUCAUCCAUCGCAGAAGCAGCCAGUCAGAAUCUGGAAGGAGAGCAGGAUAACUCGGAGCUAAACGCUAGUGCCUCUGAAGAGCUCACUGGUUUCUGUGCCACCUCCCACCUGCCUACUUCUGCACAGGAGGCCCACUGUGACUUGGAUACAAGCGAUGGCGUUCCCAACGGUUUGGCGCUCUCAUUUGGUGACGAACCCUCAGCCGUCCCUGAGAAAGACGCCACAGAUCCGGAGGCUUCCUGUGUAAGAGCCAGUGCAUCCGUCAGCCCCAGUCCCUCCUGUCUCAGCGACGUUAAAGCCGCUGCCAUCAACUCCCCAUCCAAACUGCUCAAGUUCUUAAAGAUUCCCUCGAUGGGGGAGAAGUCGCAGGCUCCCACCUCUUCUGUCCGCCUGAGCCCUCAGCUCACUCGCAACUCCAGGAUCCCCUGCCGCACCAAUAACUACGAGGUUUACCACUCGCCCGUUCCCACACGCAGAGCGACCACCACUGAGAGGUGCAGGCAGCCCCCUCCUCCACCCGCCCGGUCCGAGUCGUACCCCGCCACGCACUCGGCACCAACUUCCCCUCCACAGCCCGAAGACACCUGCUCCCCACCCGCUAAGGAAAUAAGCUAUAGCAGCCUGUCUGCACCUAAACCCACUGUGGGCUCAAAGAUCGGCGCUCCCUCCUCCUCACCCAAAGUUUCUCAGAGGGUCCCUCAUUAUGAAAAUGUCUGUGACAUGUCCAUCGGCUCUAAAGAGGAGGAACCAACCCAGGGUCAGGAGAAAAGAACCACUCUUCCAUCUCAAACGAAGGCAAACGCUGGUGAGAGGAAGCUUGUUAAAUCGCUACCAGAAAGUGUCCUGAAUCCCGCGCCUCAGCGAAAGCAGUCGUCCUCAUCGACAUCGGAGUCUACAUCAGAUGAUGAAGAGGAUUCAGACAGCCCUGUGUGGGUUAAUCAUCACAGCCUACCCAACUCCUCCGCCCUCAGCAAAGCUCAGAGCAAAACUAACUACUCACAAACCAGAGAGAAGCAGGAUGGGCACACAAGGGAGGUGAACAUAGCGAGCUCUGAGGUCACUCAGGGUCCGCCUGCACCUCCAACCAGGAGGAGUGACUCAUCGUCCAUUCCCAAGAGGCCUACGGUUGGGGCGGCGAGAUCUCAGGCCGACUCGAGUCACCACGCUUUCAAAGACAGACUGGCUGCGCUCGGCAAGCUGAGGAGCUCGGAGGAUUUACAAGGCGGCCUCAGGCCCACCGAUGCGGCGAACGAAGGCACCUACGGAGAAGAAAGAGGCAAGACGGCAGAGAUCCACAAAGAGGAACAAAGACAUUCGAAGUUCGCAGACUCAUCGGAUGGUAAACCUAAAGGUAGCAGUGGUGGUUUGAAGUAUCCGGGGUCAUCUCAGCUCUAUGAGCAGCCAGUAAAAUCUUCUGGUCCCGCACUGGUUAAACAAGAACUCUGUGUGACCAAGCCAGAGGGACCGAAGAGUAAAAUGGGCCUGCCGUCACCCAACACAGAUGCUCCCCAGGUGCUACGCAACAACAUCAAGUGUCCUGGCUCCCUGAAUCUGGCCUACAACGUUAAAGCCAGCAUCGCUCCUCACAGUAGCAACAGCCCCAACAAAAUCCCUCCGAAGUCACCGUCCAAACCUUGCCAAGGCCCGUCCGUCCACAGAGGGGGCAAGUCCGCAGAGGCCCCGCGUUACUCGUCCAAGUCAGAGGAGAGGACCAAGAUCAGCGGGAAAGGGAAAAAGAAUCCGAUGUACGGAGACAGCCUCCCGCCUCCUCCUCCGAGACCUCCGGCAUCUGAGGUGGAGAAGCCGUCGCUGCCGGUCCCCACCCUGCAAUCCGCCAUCGAGCAGAAGGUGAUGAAGGGCAUCGAGGAGAACGUGCUGAAACUUCAGGAGCAGGACAGAGGAGGGCAGGGCGGAGAGGUCAAGCAGAAGGCCUCCAACGGCAUCGCGAGCUGGUUCGGCCUGAAGAAGAGCAAGCUCCCCGCGCUGAGCCGCAAGACCGACGGCACUAAAGCAAAGGAGGAGAAGAAGGAGUGGAAGAUAAACAUCCCCUCGGUCGGCAGGGACUCUGUGAAAAUGGCCUCCAGGUGUAAAGAAGGCGUGGAAGGUCUGAACAUCUCGACUCUGAUGGAGAAGGCCGAGGGGCUGAGGAGAGCCCUGGAGGAGGAGCGGGCCUAUGUGGAGAGAUCAGGCAGGGGUCACUCGUGUGAGGUGGUGAUGGAUCAAGCUCAGGGACAGCUGGCGGUCAUGUACAGGGGAGCGCGCUCUGACAACUUCAUGCAACAGCUGCUGAACAGAGUGGACGGAAAGGAGAUGAUCAGCGUGCCCCAGCGACGGCUGUCGUUCGACUGCAAGACGUCGAAGCCGGUGUUCACCCAGCAGAGCGACAUCAUCAGUCACACCACCAGUCACGACGACAUGGAGAAGGGCCAGUUCAUUAAUUCAGAUUUGCUGAAUCUUCCUCCCCCGUGUUUUUCCUCCACAGGCUCCGGUGCUUCCACCUACACCCUGGACAGCGGCAUUGGUACGUUCCCUCUGCCCGACUGCAGUAGCGGUGUAGCUGCACGGGGCCUGUCUAAGACGAAGGGCGGAGCCGAGCACCACUCCGGCGGCGGCUCCCCAGGGAGAGCCGGACGGCGAGCUCGCACCCUGGACAGAGAGCUGACAUCACAGGAGGACUGCUACGCUCCACACAAGCAGCUGAUUCCCACCAUUCAGUACGGGUCCGUGUUGGAGGGAAGAGGCUCAGCCGGCGUCAUCCGCGAAGACAAAGAGGCACAUGGAGGGAACAUGUUUUCGCCUCGCUCCAAGACUUGGACUUUCCCCAACCUGAAGACUCCAGCAGGACCUGCGGAGGUGUACCUGGCAGUGGAGGAGGAAGAGGAGGAGGCGGUAUCCUUUGGAUCACCAUUCAGAGGGAGCACGAAGGCCAGCGGCCCCUCCUCCAGCCGGGUGGUUGAUCCAGGCAGCCUGCCCGUCCCCGCCCAAUCGGGGAUGAGCCGCCGGGGAAAGACGCGCACACCCAGCGUCCCCGAGAUGAGCCGGGAGGCCGGGCUGGAGCUGCUCAGGGAGCGGCCAGAGGAAGCCCUAUCCCCAAGUCGCCCUCAGGUCCUGGAGACUCCAGAGUCUCUGAGCGAUUCUCUGUACGACAGUCUGUCAUCCUGCGGCAGCCAAGGAUGAAGCAGCCAAGGACGGGAGGAGGAGAGGGAGGAGGAGGAGGACGACGGGGAGGACGCGUCUCCUGGUCGAUGGCUGCGCUGAGAUGCUGCUGAGGAAAAGAAGACUGCUCCCCGUCGACAUCCGCGAAGAAAAAACUGGUGACGUCUCAUCAGCUGUUGUAACUGGAAAGAUGGAUUGAUCUCCUCAGGAUUUCCAAUAAACGUGAAGCCAAAAGUCACCCAAAUCGUAUAGGUUGUUCACUUUUUCACGAUCAGACUCGACUGUGGACACUUCUCUUUAAAUCAUGUGUACAGGACAACAAAACGCAUGGCCAAGCUAAUGAGCAGCACAAAAAGUUGUCACUCCCAGUUGUCGUUCGGUGACCUCUCUUUCGUUUCUCUCAUCGUAGACGGAGCUUCGUCCCGUACGUCAGAAAAAAUUGGCGAGGGGUUCAACAGAUGGCGUACUGUACUGUAUCAAUACAUCCAUUCUAUUCUUGGCAUCAUUUCACCGCAUAAUGUAUUAAAAAAAAAAAUAGAAAAAACCCCACAAAAAACAUGGAGCGCCUUUAAAAAAAAAAAGAAUGUUCAUGUCUGUGACUCUUAAUUGCUAAACUCAUGCAUCACGAUUUUAAAUGUAUAGACGAUUUUAUUGAUCAUGUUGAUAUUGUUUUGCGGCCAAGGAAGGUUGUCAGAGUAUGUUUGUUUUGAAAUCAUAAUACAUUUAAAGGUAAUAUAUACCAGCAAUAAUAACAUAGAUAAGAGAAAUGGCUACACUAUUCAAUGAAUAUGUAUUUCUAUUAUUUAUUUAUUUUAAAUGUUCAUCAUUUGCAGUCAUCUUUUUUUGUAAUCUUUCUGUGAAAACUGCAGUUUCCUCGCUUAGUAGGUUAUCUUCAUAUUUUGUGUUGCAUCAUCUCUAUUGCCGUUUGUUCCCUAGCAAAAAUAGAGGUCCUAUGUACCUACUGCCGUUUUUCAACUUUCUAAUUAAAAUGUUUUGAUUUA